AUGGGUUCUAUCGGUAACUAUCAUGAGCUCAAUGCAGCCAAUGGAGCUGGGAAUGGGGUCAAGCCUUAUAAAAUUGUGGAACAGCCAAGCCGAUAUCGUCGCAAAAUCCGCAUCAUCGUGAUCGGAGCUGGGGCGAGUGCGUUGAACUUUGCCCAUGACAUCGACACAAGCCCGUUAGAUACUGAACUGGUUCUUUACGAGAAGAACCCAGAGAUUGGUGGCACUUGGUAUGAGAAUCGCUACCCUGGAUGUGGAUGCGACAUACCUUCUGUCAACUAUCAGUUCUCAUGGGCUCCCUCUCCUGACUGGACCUCCUUUUAUUCGGGCGCACCUGAAAUCUUGAAAUAUUUUAAGGGCGUUGCCGACAAGUAUGGGCUUCGGAAAUACAUUCGCCUGGAGCACAAGGUGGUAGGCGCUUUCUGGGAUGAUCAAAAUCAACAGUGGCAUGUAAAAGUCCAGAGAGGAGAUAACCCCGAGGAUGUUUUUGAGGACCAAGGUCACAUAUUAAUCAAUGCAAGUGGUGUACUGAACAAAUGGAAAUGGCCCGCAAUCAAGGGCUUGGAAUCCUUCCAGGGCCCCAGACUUCAUAGUGCAAACUGGGACGACAGUGUUGAAUUACAGGGGAAGCGUGUGGCUGUUAUUGGUUCGGGUUCCUCAGCGGUGCAAAUCGUUCCGAGCAUUCAGCCAAGGGUUUCAUCUCUCAAAUGCUUCAUUCGCAGUGCCUCAUGGGUAACUGCCGGAUUUGGUCAACGAUUCGCAGGAAAAGGGGGAUCCAAUUUCAAAUAUAAUGAGAAGCAAAAACAGAUACUGAAGAAUGACCCUCAGAGAUACCUGGCAUAUCGCAAGAAGAUCGAGUCUGAGCUCAACUCCCGUUUCCGAUUCAUUCUCAAUGGAUCCGAGGAACAAGCCAAUGCGCGAGCUUAUGCGGAGAAGGAUAUGCGUACAAAGCUUGCCGAUCGUCCAGAAAUCGCAGACUCGAUUGUUCCAAAGGACUUUGCAGUGGGCUGCCGAAGACCUACACCCGGAAACGGAUACCUCGAGGCACUUUGUAGCGAAAACACCGAGGUUGUCAGUCAAUCAAUUGAAGAGGUCACCCCGAAAGGCAUUAAGACUGCAGAUGGUGUUGAGCACGAGGUCGAUGUUAUCGUGUGUGCUACCGGGUUUGAUGUCAGUUGGCGGCCAUCAUACCCGACAAUCGGCCGGGAGUCUCGCAGUCUAAGUGAAGAAUGGAAAAAUAUCCCAAGGACUUAUCUUUCCAUCACAGUUCCACACUUCCCCAAUUACCUCAUUUUCAACGGUCCCUUUGGGCCCUACGGCCAUGGAAGUUUCCUUCCGAUAACGGAGACCAUAUCAAGACACUUCCUCCAAAUGCUUGAAAAGAUGUCAUUCGAAGGUGUGACGUCCUUUGAGCCCAAGGUUGAGGCGGUUGCGGAUUUCUUUGAACACCACCGAAACUUCAUGCCUCGAACCGCCUGGACAUCUCCCUGUCGUUCUUGGUUCAAGCAGGGAACGAUCGAUGGCGAGGUUAUGAUGUGGCCAGGUUCGAGAAUUCAUUUCUUUGAGACCAUGAAGCAGCCCCGUUGGGAAGAUUACAAUCUCGAUUAUACAACCUCCAACCGGUUUGGCUAUCUUGGCAACGGCUUUGCCGCACGCGAGUUUGAUGGGAGCGACCUGUCAUGGUAUCUUGGUACGAUUGAUGGCAAUGAAGAGGCACAUCUCCCCGACGAGGACUUUGAGGCUUUCAUGGUCUAG
Molecule: messenger RNA, 1752 nt
Organism: Penicillium waksmanii
Lineage: Eukaryota; Fungi; Ascomycota; Eurotiomycetes; Eurotiales; Aspergillaceae
Product: flavin-containing monooxygenase
Exons: 7
Coding region: 1-1752 (583 amino acids)
Molecular function (GO): N,N-dimethylaniline monooxygenase activity; flavin adenine dinucleotide binding; NADP binding
Source: RefSeq, a predicted model, not a curated record